Scatophagus argus is the source of this 1068-nucleotide messenger RNA. RefSeq names its product serum amyloid P-component-like. NCBI's taxonomy places the organism in Eukaryota, Metazoa, Chordata, Actinopteri, Scatophagidae. The transcript has 5 exons. The record is from RefSeq and is a predicted model, not a curated record. Bases 105 to 779 code for a protein of 224 amino acids.
AGAUGAAGGAAGGAUGCACACAGACAGAAAUGGGGAAGCAGUAAGAGUACAAAACCCAUGAUUUUAUUCACUGCUGCACUCCACAUCCAAACACAGAUUUCAAGAUGAAAUUUUUGCUAGCGUUGGUGAUGCUGACAGUAUGUGCUGCAAGUCCUCAAGAUCUGUCAGGUAAAAUGUUUACCUUCCCUCAAGAGACCAACACAGCUCGUGUGACGCUGAAUGCAUCAGGACAAGAUUUUACCUCUGCAACCGUCUGUCACAGGUCCUUUACAGACCUCAAGAGGGACCACAUCCUUUUCUCAAUGUCCACACCCUCUAAUUCCAAUAGCUUUCUGAUUUUCUGGGACGAAACAAAUAAGGAGUUGGAGCCCCAUAUCAGGGAUAAAAAGUUAGAAUAUCGAGGACUGGACUACAAACCGAACAUGUGGCACUCUAUUUGUACCACAUGGGACUCUACAACUGGACUGGUACAGAUGUGGUUUGAUGGACAACCUUUGAUUAAGAAAUUUUCCAGCACAGGAUCAAACAUCAGAGGUUCCAACAUAAUUAUAUUAGGACAGGAGCAAGAUUCUCAUGGUGGGGGAUUUGACCUUAAGCAGUCUUUUGUUGGCAUGAUGUCUGAUGUCUACAUGUGGGACUACGUCCUUUCACCCUGUGAAAUCCAUAACUACAUGGAUGAUCUCAGCUUCACCCCAGGGAAUGUGCUCAACUGGAGGGCGCUGGAGUUCCAGAUCACUGACAGAGUGCUGAUAGAAGACACACUGAUGACCUGUCACUAAACUUUUGAAACAAAACUGUUAAUGUCUUGCAAAGUCAAAAUUGCACGCACUGUGCCUUAAUGUCCAAUGUAAAUGUAAGUUACCAAUGUCAGCAUUUUAUGUUCAAUCACAGUUUAUGAAGGGUCUCAUUUAUCUUCAAACAAUGUUAUUGUUUUAAUCUCAGUCGUUCUGCUUAUUUUAUUGCUCCAUACAAAGUUUUGAUGAAGCUACAGUAAGGCUGCAGUAGUCCUGUGUUACACAAAACAAUCGGGAUUUGACAAAAUCUUGUUCAAUAAAGUCGUUCUAUGAA